Molecule: messenger RNA, 6107 nt
Organism: Eriocheir sinensis (Chinese mitten crab)
Lineage: Eukaryota; Metazoa; Arthropoda; Malacostraca; Decapoda; Varunidae
Product: kinesin-related protein 1-like
Exons: 15
Coding region: 344-3109 (921 amino acids)
Biological process (GO): microtubule-based movement; mitotic spindle organization
Molecular function (GO): microtubule binding; ATP binding; microtubule motor activity
Source: RefSeq, a predicted model, not a curated record
GCUGGUAAAAAAGGGCACAAAUGUCUGAAUAAAUGAAUAUAAGUGGCUUUAUUUCAGGUUAGAAAACAACAUAACGCUGAAAAGGAAGUUGUGUGAAUAAGAAGAAGGGAGGAACGAGAGGAGGAGGACCUAAAAGCGAUACAAAGCGUUACAGGUCAAAAGAAGAAGAAGAAGAAGCCGAGCGGCGAGCCAUUCAAACGGAAGAAGAGCGGAGGCUUGGGCCCAUAAUACACCCAAGAAGAAGAAGAAGCUUGGGUUAAGGAUUUUUUUUAUUGUAUUACUAUUGUAUUACUGUAUGCAGCGGUGGAACACCACGGCCAUGAUCUAAACACCUUCAAGCAUCAUGUUUGCUACACCAAGAGUGCCUGUGGGUGGGAGUAGCAAUGUGAAGGUCUUUGUGCGUAUUCGUCCUCUUCUGCCAGCUGAACAUGAGGAAGGUGCAAGGAAUAUCAUAUAUGCUUCUUCCACAGACAGGGAGGUGAUUAUUGAGGAUGGAAGUGAAAAGUCUUUCAAGUAUGAUGGAGUACUGAAGGAGGAUAUGGGGCAAGAGGAAGUGUACAAACAAGCAGUUGCACUACUUGUGAAGAGAGUAAAAGAAGGUUUUAAUGCAACUAUUUUGGCUUACGGCCAGACUGGCUCAGGCAAAACAUUCACCAUGGGAACUAAUCCUUCUGUCAAUCAGGAGAAGGAGGGAAUCCUUCAACGAGCCCUUCAAGACUUUCUCUCUGUGGAUGAAAAUGGUCCUCCACAUCAUGACAGGACCCCCUGUCAGCUAAAAAUAUCUAUGGUGGAGAUAUACAGUGAAACUGUAUAUGAUCUUUUAGCAUCAAAGAAAGAACUGAAAAUUAAAAAUGAAAUUGGUGGAGGUGCCUCUAUUGUUGGACUAGUGGAAGAAUCUGCUGACACCCUUGAGAAAAGCUUGGCUUUGCUGGAGAAGGGAACUCUUCUGAGAAGCGUGGGAACAACUGCCAUGAAUAAUGGUUCCUCCCGUUCCCAUGCUCUUACUUUUCUGAAAAUCAAACAUGGAAACCGUGAAGCAUGUUUAAAGUUAGUGGACUUGGCUGGUGCUGAGGGUGUUGGUCGGGCACAGACUUCAGGACUGCAGUUCACUGAAGGUGUUAACAUCAACAAGGGUCUUCUGAGUCUUGGCAAAGUUCUGGCAGCACUCAGCAACUCAUCUGCAUAUGUACCGUACAGGGAAUCACUGUUGACCAGAGUACUCAAGGAUUCCCUUAGCCGAGGAGGCUAUACAACAAUGAUUGCCUGUGUGAACCCAUCAAGUGACAACGUACAUGAGACAAUAAAUACACUCAGAUAUGCUGAACAGACAAGAAACAUCAGGACAAGAGUGCAGGCUAUGUCGACUAUCAAGAAAAGGGAAAAUAAACGUAGAUUGGAGGACGUGUCUGCCUGUGGUGAGGCAUGGAAGAAACGAAUUAUGUCGACCGAGAAGGCAGAGCACAACAGCACCAUUUCAACCCCAGGUCAUAAGCCAUCUGUACGAAAACUUGCUCCAUUUUUCAACAUGACUGUCACCACUCCAUAUGAGGACUUGGCCGAUGGACUUUCAGAACCGGCAAGUGGACUUCUUCCUAUUGCUGAACAGAGACAUCCACCUAACAUUGGCAAGACACUAUUCCCUGGUUUUCCUCCUCUUCGCACAUUUCCCUCGUUGGCAAAGCUUGACAGUGAUGAUGGUUCUCCUUCUGGGCUUUCAACUGUGUCAGCCAUUGAAGGGAGAAGCAUCAGUCCUUUUGGGAAUAGCCCGCUCAUGGAACAUCUCACCAGCCACUUAGAGAAGACUAUGAUGACACAGCUAGAGAACAUUGAGGAUCGCGUUGCUGACUCCAUCAUAGCUAAACUUACAAAGAAGAAAGGAAGGCCAAAAAGAAAAGAAAAGAAAAUGAGAGGUAAAUCCAUGUGUUCUACUCCAACUGGGAUUGACACCAGCUCAGGGACAGAUGGAGAGUCUUCUAGAGGCAACAUUUUGGAAGAAACUUUUGCUCAUGCCUUUGGAAAGAAUAAAAUUCAGAAUGUCGUACAAGAGGCACUUACAAAUGCUCUUGGACAUUUCAUGAAUAUUCCAGCACAGGCUUCAAACAAGGGUGUUGCUGAUGUAAAUGAAACAAAGCUCUCUUCUGAAUUCAUCACAGACUCCAAGAAAACUUUAACUGAUAUGACAAAUUUGUCACAUCUGCAAGAAACUUAUUAUACAAAUGAGAAGCAAGUUUUUGAGACUCCUUUUGUGAAAUUCAGUCAAGAAAAUAUGAAGAAGAACUUGCCUGUCACUAGCACUGCUUUAUGUAAUACCCGGAUGGUAAGGCGCUCAACAAGACUCUCCACUCAGAGGAGCCGAUGCAGUCCUCUGAUCAACCGAUUCUCACCAAAAAUCAGUCAUGAUUCAGAAGAUUCGAUUAUGACUGAUGUAUCUGUUUUGGAGGCAAAUGUAACAGCUAUUGAAGCAAAUGUUGAGUCAUCAAGGCUGGAUUUAUUUUCCAAAGGCACUAAUGUGACAACUAUUGGAGCAAAUAUAGAUUCAUCAAGGCUGGAUCUAUUUUCCAAAGGCAUAAAUGAAAAAGUUGAAACUAGUGGGGUGACUGUGUUACAUCAUUAUAACACAGUCAUUCAAAAUGACCAAGAUACAAAAACUGAGAAAACUCAUAGGCGAAAAUCAACCAGGCUGGAAGCCAUUAAAGCAUCUCAAAAGAAUUAUAUGAUUUUUCAACAACAAAGCCCACUGUCAAACACACCAAAGAAGCGAUCCUACAAAAAAGGAAAUGCCUCAUUUCACAGUUUUAGCAGAAGUGCAGAUUCUUCUGUUCUAAAUGCUUCACUGUCAAAUCAGAGUUGCAUAAAGAUGGCCAGCCCAAGACUGCAAAAGGAACACAAGGAUUCCAUUCUCACCAUUUUGAACACAGGGAGCUUAAAGAAGCUGCAGCAGUUACCAACUAUUGGCCCCAAGACUGCAAUGGUCUUAUAUAAUUUCCGGAAACUGUAUGGCAACUUUGACAGAAUUGAAGAACUGGAGACUGUACCUGGACUUACCAAAAAUUUCUACCAUAGAUUUUUGGCAGCAAAUUUGUUGACUGGACCACUGCAGCGACCCUGAAGCACUCAAACACACACACUUACGCACACUCCACUCCAAAAGCUCAAUCGGUUAAAGCUCUGUGCUGCCAGGCGGAGGUUCAAGCGCCAUUCAGGCCAGGAUUUUUCAGCAGAUGAGACAUUACUGUCCCCCCUUGAGCAAGGGGGAUGGGGUAUGUGGUGUGUGAGGUCCCAGCAGUACCUAGAGAAAAACGAUAAUGAUGAUCCUCGCUUGUGUCGGGAGGGUAUUUGCUGGCAAUUGCAAGGCCAACUCAUGAUCAGGCAAUGGUGACAUACACACACACACACAUGCACACACAAUUUAAUGCAAAAAAGUGCCAUGUGCUGCAAGUGAGGAAGAGUGAAAUGAGACUACAUAUACUUACAAAAUGGGAAAUGAAGAAAAGAGGAAAAAGACAUAGGAAUGGUGGUUCAAGCUGAUUUGUCACCAAAGAAGCAUAUUAAUGAUACACUUUGAGAUAUAUACAAAAUAGAAAUGGCAUUUCAUUACCUAGAUAAAGAGAAGAUCUGAUGAGUAAAAUAACUGCAGUGAUUGGAUCAAUACUGGAAUAUGCAGAAAUUGUAUGAUAGCUUCACAACAAGAAACACUUGAAGAAGCUGGAAAGAAUACAGAGAAUAGCUACUAAGAUGGCACCAGAACUUAAAAAUCUAACUUAUGAAAAAAAAAUAAAAAAAUACAAAUGGCGACACUGGAGGAAAGAAGAAAAAAAUGCAUUUUCCCUAUAGAUAUAUAAAUACUCUAAAUGAUUUAGAAGAGGUGGUAGAAAAAAAGUGUGUGCAGCAAUUUGAGAAAAAGCUGGACAAGUAUAGCUAUGAAGAUGAACCACACAAAUGUAGCUCAGGCCCUAUUUACUACAACUAGGUAAAACAACAAGGUAAAUACACGCACAGAUUGGGUUUGCCUACCAUGAAGGAGAGAAGAGAAAGCGAUCUGAUUGCAGUGUACAGGGCAAUGAAGAAAAACAGGGAUGACCUCUUUGUAUUAGAGACAAGAGGUCACAGAAAGAAAUUGAGGAAAAGGUGCCUGAGGGAUAUCAAGAAAACUUAUUUUUCUUAUAGAUGCAUUGACACUCCUUGAAUAGGAAAUUGUUCAAGCCAAAAAUGUUCAAGAAUUUACAGCUAAACUUGAUACAUUAGAUGAGAUUACAUACACUUCCACAAGUGUAGUUCUCUUCCUGUUUAGUACUACUGCUAGCAAGUAAUACACACACACACACAAACAAACACAUAUAUCAAAGACUUCUAAGUACAACUGGAUAUUAACUUUAAAGUGCCUUUUCUUACCGCGAGCAAAAAUGGUGCUGCCACAGAAUGAUUCGACCAUUUACAUGUUUAUUGAUACCACUUUAUUUGCUAUUUUAAUUAAGUGGCAAAACUUAAGAUCUUAUGAUAAAACUACAGUAAGAUCUUGCAUUUAACAAGUUCACAUUUAAUAAAUUUGCAUCUAACAACACUACUGGACCUCUACCCAUAUACAUCUCUAUUGAGGAAGCUUCAAAUCUAUGAAAAAUAUCCUGGGAGUUGAUUUCAAAUCAGUCACCACCAUGGCAAAGUGCAAAUUGUCAUUGUUGUCCAUCCUCCCCUCACACUGCCACUCCCCAAUCUCCUACCUCGGUCCUAGCCUUACAUACAUAUUGUAGUGUUAUAUAGCCACCUCUUGCUGCUUUUAAUGUGCAUUUAGCAGUGGCUUACAGUUUGCCUUGAGAGGAGGAAGGGUGGUGGUGGUGGCAGCAGUCAGGAGAUGGGAGGAGAGUGUCCCAUUAGUCUCCCUUCUUGCCUCUGAUACCACCUUACCUAUGCACCUCAUUCAUCACUAAUUCAGUUGUCCACAUUUUUUUUCUUUUAUAUGAUAUGACAAGUUAAUGCCAAUAACUUCAAUGCCCAGCUCUCUUACAGGAACUUUCCUCUACAGGGUGGUCGCAACAGAAGCGUCUUCACCUCUCCCUGUUCUGGCACUCCCUCUCAGCACACUCAGUCCUGCUAAUUUCAAUUCUCGCUCACUCUAUUGAUCCAUCCUAACACCCCCUCCCUCAAUCCUUCCCUCAUACACUCUUCACAAUUUCAUUCUCCUUCAUUCUCAUCAUAUGUCAACACCAACUUAGCAUACUGCACUUCACCCAUUCAACCACUCCACAAUCCACUCCUUUCACUGUCACACCCCAUAGCAAACCUCUCAUACAUUCUUUCAUUACUUUCUCCAUCCCAUUUUGAAACACCACAUGCACCUCCUAUUUGACUCAGUUCCACUGCACGUAUUUCUGAUUGCUCUGCUGCAUUCCAUAUCCACACCUGACGCAUUCAACAGAACCGGCCGGAUAAUACGGUUCCUUAUUCCCCUCUUUACCUCCAUGCUCACACUUCUUCAUCUCAUAACUUACUCCAUUGCACCUACUACUUGUCUGUCCUUACUGCUCUAUCACUCACCUCACCUUUCAUGAUUACCAAAUAUUUGAACACAGUCAGCUCCUCCAUUCUUUCAUCCCCCAGCCCUAUUCUACUCUUCAUUGUGCCCUCUGCUCUAAUUGUACAGCUUUACAAAAUCAUUGGUCUGGUCUCAUUCCUUGUCAAACUCAUUCACUGUUCUCUGCAGCAUACCCUCAUUCUCUGCCAACAAUACUGUAUCAUUUGCAAACAGGCUGCCACCAAUGACUUCUGUACCUCUCACUUUCAGCCUUGGACCAAGCCCCCCCCCUCUGGCUUUCAUUUCUCACAUACAACCAUCCAUGUACACAUUAAAAAGCCAUGGUGAUAUCACACACCCCUGUCUCACACCCAUAUCAACUCACCAUUCACACAUACAGAGGCACUUGCAUCCUUGUAGAAGGAUCUGAUCCCCUCAAGCAAAUGCCCUGCCAUACCAUAUAUCCUUAGAACAUCCUAUUAACCCUUUCUGUCAACCCUGUUAAAUGCCUUCUCUAGGUCCAUUAAAGCAGCAAACAGCUUUCUAUCCUUUUCUGAAAAUGUUGGUUCGGUCCAGUUUUAUUAAAUGAAUUUGUAUC